This is a messenger RNA of Stegodyphus dumicola, 1136 nucleotides long. Its product is annotated as peritrophin-1-like. Gene Ontology annotation, molecular function: chitin binding. The record is from RefSeq and is a predicted model, not a curated record. NCBI's taxonomy places the organism in Eukaryota, Metazoa, Arthropoda, Arachnida, Araneae, Eresidae. Gene Ontology annotation, cellular component: extracellular region.
UCGUCUGUUAGAAGAGACUAUCUUUUACAAAUUUCGUGUAGAGCACUAUUUGCUCCCUUUAUAGAGAAGAUGCUGCGAAGACUAUGCAUAUUUGCUGUGAUGUUCUUCAUCGUGUUCAUUUCUUCAGCCAUCGAAGAACAGGAAAUUACCACCAAGAUAAAUCUGGAUGAAUCUUCUGAAGAAGUUGACGAUGUAUACCCCGAAAUCAGCUGCCCCGCUGUAAAUCCUAAACAUCCAGUGUUCCUGCCUCACCCUACCAACUGCCGGAAGUUCUUCAUUUGCGAUUCCGGAGUACCUCAUCCGAAAACAUGUACAUCGGGUCUCCAUUUCAACCCUAAAGUCUCAGCCUGUGAUUUCCCGGCUAAUUCUGGUUGCGACUCCAAUGAUUUUGUCACUCCAAAAAAGAAAGAUAAUAAUGAAGUGGGGUUGAACGUGGACUGUCCUUCAGAAAGCAAAACUUAUCCUGUUCUUCUGCCACAUGAGACGGACUGUGAAAAAUUCUAUAUCUGCUCAAGCGGGAUACCACAUCUGUCCCGCUGUCAGCUGGGAACUCAUUUCAAUCCAAAACUUCAAGUUUGUGAUUUCCCUCACAGAGCUCAAUGUGAUAACGGGGCACAUUUGGCAUCAGACGGUUUCCCAAGCCCUUUCUGUCCAUCCGUCAAUGGAAAAUACCCCAUCUUCUACAGACAUCCCAGCAACUGCUCUGUCUACUACAUGUGCGGCAACGGUUUGGCUUACGAAUUCGUAUGCCCAUCAAGACUGCAUUUUAAUCUUAGAAAGAAAGUGUGUGACUACGAAUGGAAUGCGAAAUGCGAGUCAGGGAAGUAAGCAAGGUUACAUCAGCCAGAAAUAUGUCAACAUGUAUUACUGGACUGAAAACAUGGUUAAUUACCUGAUAAAGAUUUCAAGACUUAAUUAAUAUGCUUCACAUUUUCAUUAAUAACGUAUGAUUCCAUUUUCUUUCAUCUGUGCUUACGUGUAAUGUUUGCCAUUUCAUUGCACAAUAAAUUUUCAAGAUUAACGACAUUUAUAUUAAUUUCAUGAACUGCUUUUUUGGACUUUAUAUUUUUAUUAACGUUAGUGUUCUGGUAAAAUGUACUGUCAAAACUUGAAUAAAAUGAAAUUAGCUUCUAUGA